Penicillium expansum is the source of this 1599-nucleotide messenger RNA. Its product is annotated as unc-93 family MFS transporter. NCBI's taxonomy places the organism in Eukaryota, Fungi, Ascomycota, Eurotiomycetes, Eurotiales, Aspergillaceae. Gene Ontology annotation, molecular function: transmembrane transporter activity. The coding region runs from base 1 to 1599 and encodes 532 amino acids. Gene Ontology annotation, biological process: transmembrane transport. The transcript is spliced from 3 exons. The record is from RefSeq and is a predicted model, not a curated record.
AUGACCGAGCCAGAGAAACAAGAAAAAGAGAAGCAGACGGAGAGGCCAACAGAACAAGAUGCGUCGAUGUCUGCCUCUAUGUCUACUCCGCAGGACCCAGAGUCAGGUGUGGUGGACCAAGCGGUAAUAGGCCCCGCAUGGAUGUACAAGCCACUAUUCAAGAUUGGCAAAUGGGAGGCUCCUUACUUUGCCUCACCAGAGAUGCAAUUGUAUCUGGUGUCAAUUGUCUGCUUUUUAUGUCCCGGAAUGUUCAACGCCGUCAGCGGUCUCGGUGGUGGCGGUCAAAUUGACACCCAUGAUGUGAACAACGCCAACACUGCACUAUACAGUACCUUCGCAGUAGUCGGUUUCUUCGCCGGCUCCAUUGCCAAUCGCAUUGGUCUGCGGCUUACCCUCUCCCUGGGUGGGCUCGGAUACUUCCUCUACGUGGCCUCGCUCCUCUCGUACAAUAUCAAUCAAAAUGCGGGCUUCCUAAUUUUCGCCGGAGCUCUGCUCGGUGUCUGUGCUGGUCUGCUGUGGUGUGCUCAGGGUGCGGUCAUGUUGAGUUAUCCACAUGAACACGAGAAGGGAAAGUACAUUGCUAUAUUCUGGGUGAUUUUUAACUUGGGUGGUGUCAUUGGUAGCUUGGUCCCUCUCGGCCAAAACAUGCACUCGACUGCCGGCAACGUCAACAAUGGCACCUACAUUGCCUUCCUUGUUCUAAUGGCUAUUGGAUCCGUCCUCUGCUGGUGUCUCGUCGAUUGCAAGCACGUCCAGCGCAAGGACGGCUCGCGCGUUAUUGUGAUCAAAAACCCAACCUGGAAGUCCGAGUUUUUGGGUCUUUGGGAGACACUGAUUCACGAUUCGUACAUUGUCCUGAUGUUCCCAAUGUUCCUGGCCAGCAACUGGUUCUACGCAUACCACUUCAAUGCAGUCAACCUCGCCUAUUUCAAUGUUCGCACUCGAGCCCUGAAUAGUCUUCUGUACUGGUUGAUGCAGAUGGUGGGCGCAUUCGUUUUUGGCAAGUUGUUGGAUUUGAAGGGCCUCUCGCGUCCGUGGCGCGCCAAGCUGAAUUUUGGAGUUCUGCUCGCUAUCACCAUGGGCAUCUGGGGUGGAGGAUAUGCAUUCCAGAAGCGCUAUACCCGGGAAACCAAGGGUCUCGACACGGAUUUUACCGACAGGAGCUACAUCGGACCCAUGUUCCUGUACAUGUUCUACGGAUUCUACGACGCUGCUUUCCAGACCUGCACUUAUUGGUACAUGGGUUCUCUCUCCAAUAACAGCCGCAAGUUGGCCAACUUUGCUGGUUUCUACAAGGGCAUCCAGUCUGCUGGCGCUGCCGGAAUGUGGAGCCUGGAUGCAAAGGAGACCGCAUACAUGACCGAAUUUGCCUCGUGCUGGGGGAUGCUGGUCGGUAGUAUGCUUGUUGCCUCACCUGUGAUUUUCUUCAAGGUCAAGGACAGCACUGCCGUCGAGGAUGAUCUGCGAUUCUCCGAUGAAACCGCCGCCGAAGUCUUGGGCCACACCAAUGAAAUGUCUGAGAUGGAUAAGCCUCAUACAGAAACCCACACUCCUACCGAGACUCUCCGCGACUCCCACGAGGAGACUACUACCAAAUAA